Exophiala aquamarina CBS 119918 is the source of this 1095-nucleotide messenger RNA. RefSeq lists its product as uncharacterized. The record is from RefSeq and is a predicted model, not a curated record. The coding region runs from base 1 to 1095 and encodes 364 amino acids. Lineage: Eukaryota; Fungi; Ascomycota; Eurotiomycetes; Chaetothyriales; Herpotrichiellaceae. The transcript has 2 exons.
AUGUCUAAUGACGCUGGCUCAAACCCAGACCGAGACCUCCUCUCACGACUGAACGCUCUCAAACAAUCCACUGUCUCCUUUGAUGAUCAAACCAACUUUGAGCCCUCGUUAUCAAACCCCGCAGCACAACCUCUUGACCCCGCGCCUGCUCGUGCUCUUCACACAGAUCUCCUGUCGAGAUGGAAGUCAUUAAGCGGGAUACCUUCUGCUAGUGCAGCUGGCGAGCCAUCAGCCCAUGAAGAGAAGACCGAGGAUGAGAAGACGGUGGAAGAAUUGUUGGCAGACCUAGGUGCACCAGAAGAGUGGCAGGUGGGUCAGGCGGAGGAGACCAUAGUAACCGAUCUAUUACAGUUGGCGAGAGCUUCACUUGCAACUGCCCCCGAAAAGGAGGAUAUUCUGGGUGAAGAAGAUGCCACCACACGCACUAAAAGGAGUUUGAGACUUCCGACCGUCGAUGUUUCCGUCUUCCAACCCGAACCCGAAUCUGAAGAGGAAGAAACCCACAGACCGCUUCCUGGGAAGUCUAACGAUGCGCUCGACAAAGAAGCAGACGAGCUGCUCGCUAGAAUCCUCGACGAAGUCAAGCACGAACCUCAAGAGCCAGUGUCAGAUGAGAAGGAGGUCUCGGAGUCGGAGGAAGCAGAAAACGAUGCAACACCCGGACAUCGACUUGAGAACAGCGAAGCAAACCUGGCGUCUGUGGACCUCCAGUUUCCAACAACACCGUCCAAACUACCCGACCUCAUCAAUCCGGAAACCACAAACAGCGGUGAUGACGAGCUUGCUUCUCGCUUCGCAGGACUCUCUCUCCCAUCCGUGCCCACCACAAUGGCAUCGAAAUCCAAAACCUCCAAGGCAAAACCCUCUCCAGGCUUCACUGACGAAGAUAUUGACACGUGGUGUAUCAUCUGCAGUGACGACGCAACGCUACGAUGCAUAGGCUGUGACGGCGAUCUGUACUGCACAAACUGCUGGAUGGAAGGGCAUCGCAGUGAGGAUGCCGGUUUUGAGGAGCGGAAGCACAAGGCAGUAGAGUUUGUGAAGGGAGGUGGGAAGAAGAAAGCACCUCAGCGGACGACAAUGGUCGGCGCAUGA